AGAAAGAUAACGCCCACUUGGAGACGGCAUGGUUUCCAUCCUCUUCCUUGUCAGCAAGGGUUCAUGAGAGAAAUUAUUGAUAAUUAAUAGUGUUAAAUGAUAAAAAAAAAAAAAAAAUGCAGAAACAUCCUCAAGGGAUUUGUGGUGUUUUAGCGGCGCAGCACUGAAACAAGGUUACCGGUGCUGUCUUGAUUGCUGGAUUAUUGGUGGUAGCCACAACACUUUACAUCACCAAAUCGGUUUAUGCAUGACGCAUUUUCUGAAAGUUGUAAUCACCGAGUGAUCCACAACGCGAUCUGGUAAUGAUGCUUUCCCCGUCGCGUUGAAUUGUGGGCAGGCCUCGGUCCUCCCUGGCUUUAAUCUCACUCUAUACUGUAACCCGGGUAGGGAAAAUGGCUGCUCCGGUAGCUCCAGCGGGUCUUCCUCCGGGUUUAUGUCCGAGCUUUGCCGUCGUGUGCUCGUUUUUAGAGCGAUACGGUGCUGCUCUGGAUCUGCCCGAAAUGACUUUCCCGCAGAUGGAGGGAUACUUGCAGGAUACAUCAUCAGUUCCCCAGCCUCUUGUUGAGCUCCAUGUGAAGUUACUUCGCAAACUUGGCAAGUCGGUGACGUCAGACAGAUGGGAGAAGCAUCUUGUUAGGGUGUGUCAGGAGUUUAACAGUACCUGGGCAUGGGAGCUGGAGAGAAAAGGAUACCCGGAAAUGUCCAUGGAGUGCAAGGCCGACAUCCUUAAGUAUUUGUGUGAAAGCCAAUUUGAUGACAACCUCAAGUUUAAGAUGGCAGUGAACGAGGAAGACCCUGAGCAGAUGCGCCUGCAGCCGAUCGGAAGAGAUAAGGAAGGGCUCCUAUACUGGUUCCAACUGGACCAAGACCAGAACGUUCGGCUCUACGUGGAGGAGCAGGACGAUCUGGAUGGGUCAUCAUGGAGGUGCAUUGUCAGGGAUAGGAAUGAGUUAGCAGACAUUUUGGAGCUCCUUAAAGCUAAGAUAGAACCAGCCGUGACGGAUGAGGAGCGACACGACGGUACUUCUGGCAACCCAGGAGACGAGAAAAGCUGCGGAGGUGAUCUUAAAGUCACGAACAAGGCGGCUAAAGCGGAGUGUGCCUCAGAAGAAGAAAGCAAGCCAAUUACUUGUACUGUAAAUGUAAAUUCCGACCGAUCCGUUAAAGAAGAAAGUCAGAUCGUGUGUGAAAAUAAAAGAAAAGGUUCUGCUGGACCACUUGAGGUAAAACAAGAGCAAAAGGAAGAGCUGAAAGUGCUUGGCACCGAAACACCAAAAUUGGACCAGACUCCUGUUAUAGACAACAGGGUGAGCACAAUUAAGAGCCUCAUCAAGGACGAGUCGAGGGAUUCACCUCGACACUGGAACGCCAUCUCGGUCGUCAUGGCACCCAGUUCCGUCAAACAAGAACUUCCAGCAAAGACAGAUUCCUGUAUGGACAAAAAAGAGAGGACGGCAGAAGAUUUCGAGAGAGCCAUGAAAAGUGACCAGCAGGCUAAGAUACCCCUGAAAAAGAGGGAACUCAAACGAAGCGAAGGAUACGACAACAGUCAUUACAGCCACGUAAACAAUAACAACAACAGCAACGGCAGUGUUUCUGUGGGUGGGAUAAUUGUACGCAACCCAGCAGCAAUGGAGCACACUGGAGAAAAGAAAAUAGCACCAUCUCCAGUUCUUAUUGAAAAUUCGCAGGCAAAGCAAAGCAGCGAAUCUGUCCAGGACAGGGUUAUAGGUCAGAGUAAAAGAGAACAGUAUGUAGGUUUCGGAGUGAUAAUGGGUCCGAUUGAGAGAAAGCCAACUUUUCCUGUGCCUGAUGGUUCAGGAAAUCCCACCAAGGAUCGAAACGGACUGCACGAAGACCGCGACGUGAAGAGCUUUAAGACUGAGGCAGCACAUGCUGAGAGCAUAAGGCAGUCUGUGCUUGUUAGAAAGCCUAGUAUUUCCCAAGCCACUCAUCAUUCGAGCAUGAGCGAAGAGAUGACGCUUAGAGUUGAGCACGCAGAGACUGACGCCAAAGUAAAGGCUCUUGGAGCAGAUGCUACGGAGCGAGCUGCGUUAUUGUUAGCUCUACCAACAGAUGCCGAAAAGCGUAUCGAGUAUAGUGAUGGAGAGUCGGUUAUUAGGUCUAGCACUGAGCAGGAAACGGUAGCGAAGCUGAAGGAGACGGGUAGUGGGGAAGAACUGGCUGGAAGCAGGACGGCUAAACUGACGAUGAUCCCCGAUGGAGGGACAGGUGACAGAGCUGCAGAAGAAAACGACAGCAAAGGAUUUAAAAGUUCCAAAAAAAGACGCUCCGAAAAAGCCAAGCUAAAGCUGCAAAGCGGGGAGGAUCGAAAUAAACUCGAUGACGAGGAAGUGUCCUCCGAACUUCAGAAAGAAGGUAUACGUCUCAAGAUCAAGAUCCCGCUGCACAGGCGAACUCCUGAGCUCCGCAGGUCGGCCAGAAUCUGUAAGCCCAGUCCCAAGCUGGCAGAGAUUCAGGAGCAGAAACAUAUGGCGCCCUCUGCGGCACGUGAGGCGGAAGAGCACGUGGAUCAGGAAGAGGAGCGGGCGCUUCACAAGAGGGACCUGCACAAGAAAAUCACCUCAGAUGGACAAAUCAAGUCCACUAAGGGGAAACGACGACACAGACGGCCUCGCUGGUCCAAACCUUCAAAAACUCGCAAACCCGAAGUCGUUCCAGGAGCAGACGCAGUGUGCGAGAGCAAGUCUGAGAGAGAUGACGAGAAGAGUGAGUUGGAUUCACAGCACUCGGGGGAAGUUCUACCUGAAGAUGCCUGUAAACACUGCGGCCUCAUCAACCAUCCUGAACUGAUUCUUCUCUGUGACCGGUGUGAUAGUGGCUACCACACGGCCUGCCUGCGCCCUCCUCUGAUGAUCAUUCCUGAUGGAGAGUGGUUCUGCCCUCCGUGUCAGCAUAAGUUGCUGUGUGAGAGGCUGGAGGAACAGCUGCAGAACCUGGACACGGCUCUGAAGAAACGGGAACGAGCCGAGAGGAGGCGUGAGAGAUUGGUGUACGUGGGAAUCAGCGUGGAGAACAUCAUACCCAAUCCAGAUGCUGAUGCAGAGGAUGGGAAACAAGAGAAGAAAAAAGGUGCCAAGAAGUGUAAGAAUCUGGAGAGGAGAUCCACAAGGAAGAGGAAAUCCAUUAGUUACAGGUUUGACGACUUUGAUGAGGCGAUCGAUGAAGCAAUAGAGGAAGAUGUCCAGAAUUCAGAUGGCGGAGAUGUGGGAUUUGGUAAGGAUAUGGCGGCUAUCACAGACCAGGAAGAGAAAGAGGAAGCCAAAGAGAUCCGACAGCCUGUGAAAACUCCUGCUCCGUGCAAGAGGAAACGCCGCCGGAGACUAAACGAUUUAGACAGCGAAAGUACGCUGGAUGAGGAGGAGAGUGAGGAUGAGUUUCAGAUCAGUGACAGUAUGGAGGAGGAUGAUUUUGUGGUGUCGGGGGACGAUGGAGGCAGCGAGGCUGAUGCUGCCUCCUGGGAGGGAAGUGAGAGAGGCAGCAUCACCAGCAGCAUAGAGCGUCUGCCUUCAAGCAGGAGAACAGCCAGAAACGGCCAAGCACAGAGAAUCAAGAGGAAGACACGCAGAUCAGCUCGGCGCCACCAAGGCUCUUCGGAGGAGGAAGAAGAAGAAGAGGAGGACGAGGAAGAGGAGGAGGAAGAAGAGAUGGACACAGAGGGCUCUAGUGAGGUCAGUGACAGCGACGUGAAUCUGAGCAGGAGAAGGUCACGGCGCAGUCAGAAAGCCCAGAUCAACUACUGCGAGACGUCCGAGUCGGAGGGGUCACAUAAAGUCUCUGAACGGAAAACUAAUCAAGCGCCACGCCGCCGGCGAAUUUCCAGCUCUAACACGUCUGUCAUUUCAAAGGACUCCGAGCCGGAGGAGGAUUCUGACUCGAGGAGCAGACAACGAGGCAGAAAGAGACAGUCCACGAGGGAAGACUCCAAACAGAGGCACAAACGGCUCAAGCUGAAACCAGCAAGAAGUUCGAGCGAGGAAGACGAAGAAUCGGACGAGGAACGAGACGCCGGUGUGUCCGAUGAGGAGAAGAGGCCUCUCCGUAAAAGCCUGAACCGUAUCGAAUCGGACGAGGAAGAAGAGGACGGGGUGGAGAAAAGACAGCUGAGAAAGAUGGCCGGAAAGCCGGAUAGCGGUGUUACAGACUGCAGGGAGCUGAGUGUGAGAGCACACACUAGAGGCUCGAAGGACUCCAUGCUGAAGCACAAUGGCCUGCUUCCUCCGAGAUCUUCAGCGCAGGAUGAAGACGAGGAAGAGGAGGACGAGGAGGAGGAGGAUGACCUCACCGCCGCUACGGACUUUGUUAACUUUGUUUUUGACAGCGAACAGUUAUCGUGAUGUGCUGACGAGAUUUCAUAUAUUAUUUUCUCAUUGCCUUUUCUUUUUUUUUUGAGUGUUUUUCAGUGUACUGGACCAAUCCAAAUUUCCAGAGGAAUUUCCAUGUGAUGUCCGAACACACUUUAGUUACAUACAUCAUGCACAUGUCAGAUGUAGAGCAGGGUCUCGGUGCACAUCCUGGUUUUUAUGAGCGGAAGGUCGAACAUUUUAAAGUGUAUUUGAUCCACCAGUCGCAAACUUGAUCAUAAGUCAUGGCCACACUAGUUUCUCUAACGUUAGCGGCGUUCUUAGUGGACCUGGGCUAUCAUUUUAAUUCCACAGUGUAAUUAGCAAGAGACUGGAAUGUCUGUGAAUUUAAAGCUCCUGAUACUGAAAUAUGCUAAAAAACUUCAAAUGUAUGGAUAUAGACUCAAAACACUAAAAGUUUUUUUUUUUCCACAUUUAUGUUUUCCUUUUCAAGAAGCUUCGAAACAGAUCGAAAACUGAACAUAAAGUCUUGAUCUGGUCUGGAUUUUAUUCUUGAGAAAAGGGCCAGGACUCUAUAAUGGUCUUCCAUGCCAAAAUGGUCCACUAGUGAUGGUAAUUUCGGCUCUUUUUCCAGUGAGCCGAAUCUUUUAGCUCGACUCAACAAAAAGAGUCGACUCCUUCGGUUCCAAAACGAUUCAUUUUUCAAAAUCAGACAAAGUUUGAUAUUUUGACCAGCGUUUGCACUCUUAAUGGCUAAAACUGCUGCAUUUCUUUACACUGCACUACUGCAAUUUCAAUUUCAUUGAAAUAAUUGUAACUGAUUAAUACAUUCAGGACAUUCUUUAAAAAAGAAACAGCAGUGCAGCAGAUGCUUCCUGUCUUGCUCAUCAUGCACACAGCUGGGAGUCAAACACAGGUCUUUGAGUCACGCUAAAGGCAGCUCAGAUGUGGAAAAGAGGUUCAAAUGGAAGUAUUUUGAAUAAACAAAUUACACACUGCCACCAGAGUAACAGCAUGUCUACACUGAUGAAACUAAAUGACUCAUUUUUGUGAAUCACAGAACGUUGACGCAUUCACAAAUGACACCUUAGUUCGGUCCACCCUGAUAUAUCUGGGUUACUUAUAGAAAUCACACACAUUACAAAAAAACUACAAAACAUGGUAAUUUUUCAUGCGUGUGAUUUCUACAAGUCCCCCAAAUGUUUCCGGGUGGAACAGACUAAUGUGUCGUUUGUGAACGAGUCAACUUUCAGUGAUUCGAAUAUUACUGAAUUUUUGUUAUUACACAAAUAUCUGACUGGGCCAGACUGUAUAAAUGAAAUGCAGUUUAAAAUCUGUGGGUAAAGCUAUCUAAUUAGGAUUAGUUUGCUGUUUUGUAAGAAUGUGGUGGAGGAAUAUGUUCUAUAAUAAACAAAACAUUUUGGGACAUGCUGUUUUAGGAAACUAAUCAACACUUGGCUUGCUCUUUGAUGCGGCCCAUAGCAAAGCAGAGUUGCUCUUAUUACCCCAAAGUUGAAUCUACUUCUUACGCCACAGAAAUGUGCUCCCUUUCCACAACAGUACUUACUUUUAUCCGUUUAUAGUUACAUUUCAAUAUUGCGGUCCAUCCGUGCUACACGCUAGUCCCUGUGAUCACUUAUGUUAUGGCAGCUAUACAAGUUCUUCCUUCACCUGCCUCAUAUUUUCUCAGUCUGAAAGUUCUUAAGGCAGAAAACGGAUUGUCGUGUUAGAGAGAAAUCAGAAUAAACUAAAGACUCUUGUGAAAGAAUCCUUACUGACUGUUACUACAUAGAUUUAGCUAACGUACCCUAUAUUGCCAAAAGUUUUGGGACACCCCUCCAAAUCAUUGAAUUCAGGGGUUGAGCUUGGUCCCUUAGUUCCAGUGAAAGGAACACUUAAUGCUUCAGCAUACCAAGACAUUUUGGACAAUUUCAUGCUCCCAACUUUGUGGGAACAGUUUGGAGAUGACCCCUUCCUGUUCUGACAUGACUGCACACCAGUGCACAAAGCAAGGUCCAUAAAGACAUGGAUGAGUGAGUUUGGUGUGGAGGAACCUGACCGGCCUGCACAGAGUCCUGACCUCAACCUGAUAGAACACAUUUGGUGAUGAAUUAGAGCAGAGACUGCGAGCCAGACCUUCUCAUCCAACAUCAGUGCCUGACCUCACAAAUGCACUUCCAUAGGAAUGGUUAAAAAUUCCCAUAAACACACUCCUAAACCUUGUGUUAUAGCUGCAAAGGGUGGGCCAGCUCCAUAUUAUAUUCAUGUGCUUGUAAAGCCGUCCCAAAACUUUUGGCCAUAUAGUGUAUGAGCUGUUACUAUAUAAACAAUACUGUUUUCGAGUGUGCAAGUGGAUAUAAACCUGCGAUUUGAAUCCCAGCCAGUUGUCCUGUCAGAACUGCUGAAAAUUAACCAGCAUUCAGAAUUGAGAAUUUAAUGUUCAGCUAGACAAAAACACCAUACUGGAAGCUAUUGUCCUUGUAAUAGUUCAACAUAAAUAGCUAGUGAGCUUGGUGAUAACUAUUUUAACUAUAAACAUAGGUGUGUAGUAAAAUUGGGAAUUGAAUAGAUUUUUUUUUUUUGCUUCAAGAAUGUCUCGACAAUGUAGCUUUGAAAAAAAAAAAAGGUUGAUGUGGAUGGGAACGCCUCAUGCCGGUUUAUAAUUACAAUUACAAUAGAAAUUAGUUCACCUAACAUUAGCUAGUUUGCUAGCAAAUUGCAGAACCACCUAAUGUUUGAUAUCAAACUACUGCUAGCAAAGUAAACAGGUGUCAAAGCUAACUAGUUAGCUAGCUAACACAGUGCUUUAUUUUGAUAUCUUCGGCUUAAAAUGCUGUGCUAUUAUAUUGUGUCACUGAAAUCUAAAGUUUUUAAGCACUAAAUUAAACCGAAUAAAUAUAUAAAAAAUAAAAGGUAAAGGGUCUUAUGAUCAAGUUUGCACUGAUUGACUGAUCAAAAUCCAGUCCUUAUUGACUCAGGAAAAAAUCAGGAUGUGUGUGUGUCGGUAAUCCACGUACACUAUAGCUGUUCCUCAGAAAGUAAAGCACUGUCAUUUGUAAGGCCAGUAAACGUUUCAUCCGUCUAACACAAGCUUCUUUCAGCCUGUAGAGACACUGUAUAUUUUCUGCUUGUAUGCUAGCACCUUUGAAAUCGGUGGUUUAGUAAUGUUUUCAGUUUUAUCCACUGUAAAGAAAACAACAACAACAACAACAACAAAGUUUUUUUAUAUGAGAAGGAGAUUCUGUGGGAAUCUGUUUGAAACAGUUUUGCUAAUCUUGAAUAACGAUCCUCGAUGCCAGCCUGUGUUUAAUUAAUACAUUCAGUUCGUUCAAGGAGAAUCUUAACCCGAACCAUGUUGAGGUGUUUUUGCCAUCAGUAAAGAAAUAAAAGUGCCACGAAAUAUCAUGGCACCGAGUUUGGAGGUUUAACGCAAGUUUAGUUUAGCAGCUUUCUAUGGAAAUGACUUACAUACAGUAUCUUAGCUACUUCAUGAAAGUAGCAUGUCUUAUUACUAUCCUAGAAGAUCUUAUUUCUGGUUGGGUAUGUUUUGAAUCGUUUCCCCCAAAUUUUUGUCGAAUUCUAGUGCAUCUGCAAAAGUUAGUUCAGAGGUAGUUCAAUCUGUCCAUGCUGAUUUUUAUUUUUAGGUUCUCUUUGAGUUCCUUUUGUUUAAUACUGUAUAAAAAUGUAUGUGCCUGUUGACUUGCCCUUAGGCUGAAGUAAAUUCUCUUGACUGAAUGCACUUAUCAAAGCACCUUUGAUUGUACCAAGAUGGCCCAGCCCAGAACUAGACAGUUUCGACUCUCGUUCAAAAAGCACUUUAAACAAAGCCCUCUUCUUCCACGACCCCCCCCUCCUCACCCCGAUUCGUUCACGACUGUGCUGUGUGCUCUACUUGGUUCUUUGAAAUACAACACUACCAAAUCAUUCCAGGUACACACCACAUCAACCAAGUCCAGAGUCCCGGUGAAUGUGGCCUUUUGUCUGCUGUAAAGUUAUUCAACUGGAAUGAGUGUUACUUAUAUUUUACUGUUCUAAUGUUCAGUCUCAGUACAUAACAAAUCAAAAAACCUAAAUAAACGUGAUAAGCGUAUCUCUGUGGAAUAAAGCCUCUGCGUUUAUUACAGCUUCAGCAAA
Molecule: messenger RNA, 8459 nt
Organism: Hemibagrus wyckioides
Lineage: Eukaryota; Metazoa; Chordata; Actinopteri; Siluriformes; Bagridae
Gene: rsf1a
Product: remodeling and spacing factor 1a
Exons: 16
Coding region: 393-4358 (1321 amino acids)
Biological process (GO): regulation of DNA-templated transcription
Cellular component (GO): RSF complex
Source: RefSeq, a predicted model, not a curated record